Molecule: messenger RNA, 3566 nt
Organism: Danio aesculapii
Lineage: Eukaryota; Metazoa; Chordata; Actinopteri; Cypriniformes; Danionidae
Gene: ipo13b
Product: importin 13b
Exons: 21
Coding region: 324-3185 (953 amino acids)
Biological process (GO): protein import into nucleus
Cellular component (GO): cytoplasm; nuclear membrane
Molecular function (GO): small GTPase binding
Source: RefSeq, a predicted model, not a curated record
GAAGGGUAGAGAGGGUGGACGCGCGCACACCGGAUCACCGGGAGCGGACCGGAGAGAAACCCGCGGACACAUUUUUGUGACAUAUGAUCAUAUUCAUCGGUCAUCUGAGAUAUGAAGGGUUAUUUUUUAAAUCAUGAGUGAAAUAUGAGAAUGAGAGACAUGAGAUCGCGCGCACCGGCCUGAUCGCGCGCGCCCGGCCGAAUCAGAUUCACCUCAGUGAUAUUAUUCAGCGUUAUCAUUAUAUUUAUAUAAUUCUUAAGGAUUUCUACAAGACAUUGUGUUCAAGAGAGCGAAAGGAGGAGUGUGUUAUAAUAAACACUGAGAUGGAUUCGGACACAGCCGCAGACUUCACCGUGGAAAACGUGGAGAAGGCUCUGCAUCAGCUCUAUUAUGAUCCCAACAUCGAGAAUAAGAAUCUGGCUCAGAAAUGGCUGAUGCAGGCUCAAGUGUCUCCUCAGGCCUGGCAGUUCUGUUGGGUUUUACUGAGACCAGAGAAGGUUCCAGAGAUCCAGUACUUUGGCGCCAGUGCCCUUCACACCAAGAUCUCCCGCUACUGGAGCGACAUCCCGGCCGAGCAGUAUGACUCCCUCAAAUCCCAGCUCUUCUCUCAGAUCGCUCGCUUCGCCUCCGGCUCUAAGAUCGUCCUGACCCGGUUGUGCGUGGCGCUGGCGUCCCUCGCCCUUAACAUGAUGCCUGAGGCUUGGCCGGGGGCUGUGUCUGAAAUGGUGCGCAUGUUUCAGGAGGACGGCGGUGACGUUGACGGACGUGCUCGCUGCUUGGCUUUACUGGAGCUCCUGACGGUUCUUCCAGAGGAGUUUCAGACCAGCCGGCUGCCGCAGUACCGCAAGGGGCAGGUGAGGGGCGCUCUGGGCAGCGAGUGGACGGCCGUGUACCCACUCUUGCAGCAGUUAUUACGGCAGCCGGACUCUCCGUCACUGGUCAAAGCCCGCGUACUCAAGUGUCUGUCCAGUUGGGUUCUGUUGGACGUCCCUCUGAAUGAGAGCGAGGGCUUAGUAGAGGCCAGUUUUACCGCGCUGGCGGAUCCAGAGCUGUUCGAUACGGCGGUGGAGGCCAUCGUCAACACCAUCUCACAGCCCGACUCACAGAGGUAUGUGAACACACUCCUGAAGUUGGUGCCGCAGGUGCUUCAGCUGCAGGAACAGUUACGAGACGCCGUUCAGAAUGGAGACAUGGAGACAUCGCACGGCAUCUGUCGAAUCGCCGUCUCUCUGGGAGAAAAUCACUCAAGAGCUCUCCUGGAGCAGGUGGAACACUGGCAGAGUUUCCUGGCACUGGUGAAUAUGAUCAUGUUCUGCACUGGCAUCCCGGGACACUACCCUGUCAACGAGACCACCAGCUCUCUCACGCUCACCUUCUGGUACACACUGCAGGAUGACAUCAUGUCGUUUGAGGCGGAGAAGCAGGCCGUGUAUCUGCAGGUCUACAGGCCGGUGUAUUUCCAGCUCGUGGACGUUCUGCUUCAUAAAGCUCAGUUUCCCACAGAUGAAGAGUACGCCUCCUGGUCUUCAGACGAGAAGGAGCAGUUUAGGAUCUACAGGGUGGAUAUUUCUGACACGCUGAUGUACGUCUAUGAGAUGCUGGGAGCUGAAUUACUCAGUAAUCUGUAUGACAAAUUGGGGCGACUCCUCACCAACACAGAGCAAACAACAACAUGGCAGCACACAGAAGCGCUGUUGUACGGCUUUCAGUCCAUCGCUGAAACGAUAGAUGUGAACUAUUCAGACGUGAUCCCAGGACUCAUCGGCCUCAUCCCGAGAAUCAACAUCAACAACGUCCAGCUGGCUGACACCGUCAUGUUCACAAUAGGAGCGCUGGCGGAGUGGCUGGCCGAUCAUCCGGUGAUGCUGAGCAGUGUCCUGCCGCUGGUUUUACAGGCGCUGGGGAAUCCAGACCUGUCUGUUUCCAGCGUCUCUACACUCAAGAAGAUCUGCAGAGAGUGCAAAUACGACCUGCCGCCGUACGCCACCAAUAUAGUCGCUGUGUCACAGGAAGUGCUUAUUAAACAGAUCCACAAGACCAGUCAGUGUAUGUGGCUGAUGCAAGCUCUGGGUUUCCUGCUGUCGGCUCUACCUGUUGAGGAGAUCCUGAGGAACCUUCACUCUCUGAUCACUCCGUACAUCCAGCAGCUGGAGAAACUGGCGGAGGAGACGCCAAACCCCUCCAAUAAACUGGCCAUCAUUCACAUCCUUGGCCUGCUUUCCAAUCUGUUCACCACACUGGACAUCACCAAACAGGAGGAGGAGUCAGGAGAGAACGCCCCGCCCAUCAAAUCAGCACCGCCUCCCACAGGCCCAAAUCCGGUGGUGGUGGUGCUCCAGCAGGUCUUCGCUCUCAUACAGACAGUCCUCAGUAAAUGGCUGAACGACUCGCAGGUUGUGGAGGCGGUGUGUGCCAUCUUCGAGAAGUCUGUGAAAACUCUCCUGCAUGAUUUUGCGCCGAUGGUGUCUCAGCUCAGUGAGAUGCUGGGCCAGAUGUACAGCACUAUACCACAGGCGUCUGCACUGGAUUUAACCCGCCAGAUGGUUCACAUAUUUGCCAGCGAAACGAAUCACUUUCCUCCAAUCAAAGCACUGUUUGAGCUGGUCACUUCAGUCACUCUGACCAUCUUUCAGCAAGGGCCCAGGGAUCAUCCUGAUAUUGUUGAUUCAUUUAUGCAACUCCAAGCUCAGGCUCUCAAACGGAAGCCCGAUUUAUUCUUGUCAGAGAGUCUUGAUGUGAAAGCUGUUUUCCACUGUGGAGUGCUGUCUUUGAAAUUCCCAGAAGCUCCUACAGUCAAAUCCACCUGCCUUUUCUUUAGCGAGCUGAUCCCGCACUGCGCAGAUGUUCCUCCUGUGGCUCGGGUGGUGCAGGAGGAUGGAAAGCUUCUGCUGGUAGCUGUGCUGGAGGCCAUCGGCGGUCAGUCGUCCCGCAGUCUGAUGGAUCAGUUUGCAGAGGUGCUCUUCUGUCUGAAUAAGCACUGCUUCGCUCUGCUGACGGUGUGGCUCAAAGAGGCUCUGCGUUCACCAGGCUUUCCGUCCUCACGUGUGUCAGAUGAGCAGAAGAACACCUUCAGCCAACAGGUGCUCAGGGAGCGAGUGAACAAGCGACGAGUCAAAGACAUUGUGAAGGAGUUCACACUGGUGUGCCGAGGACUUCACGGGACUGAAUAUGCAGCGGAUUACUGAAAACCCCCUCCAAAAAAAACUACAAUUCCCAGAAGCCCCUGGAAAAAAACUGAUACUGUGUCGGAAACUGAAGCGCCAGGCUUCUGGCUCUUCCUCCAGCUCUCUCUGUCUCUUUCAGCCUCUCUCGCAUUGGGAUUUCGGGCCCGAACAGUCAACGUUUCCCACAAUUACGGCAUGUUCGCUGGAAACCGUUCUCCGAUUAUCCCGCGUUCGAUCUUCCGUGGCUCUUGGGCUGUUUUUUUUCCGCCCUGUGAUCAUUUGCAUCCAUUUGAAUGAAGAAAUAGCAUUAGAUCAAUGUUUUUAUUUUUGAUUUUGGACAUAUAUACACAAAUAUAUAUAUCAAAGUAUAUAUAUCUAUAAAUAAAUGCACAUAAUAAUGUA